Molecule: messenger RNA, 2130 nt
Organism: Juglans microcarpa x Juglans regia
Lineage: Eukaryota; Viridiplantae; Streptophyta; Magnoliopsida; Fagales; Juglandaceae
Molecular function (GO): protein binding
Source: RefSeq, a predicted model, not a curated record
AGAGAGAUGGAUUUCGUCACAUUCAUGGAGCCACCGAGUCGGGAAAUGGAGACGACCUUGUUUGAAAAGGCCAUGUUAGGGAAAUGGGAUGAGGUCGUCAAUAUAUGUAUGGAAAAUCCAUUGGCUCUAGUCUCCAGCAUCACCAGGUUGCAGGACACAGCAUUACACCUAGCUGUCUCCGACGGCCAAGAACAGACGGUCCGGAAACUGACAGAGAUCAUUUCGGAGCAACCAAAUCCAGAAAUGGUUCUUGGAGUUGCAAACAAGAGAGGUAACACUCCUCUCCAUUUUGCUGCAUUGAUGGGGAAUGUGGCCAUGUGUAAGCGCAUAGCAGUGGUUGAUACUUCAUUGAUUGCUCUUCGAAAUCAUGAGGGAGAGACUCCUCUUUUCAUGGCUGUUCUCUUUGGUAAAAGAGAAGCUUUCCAAUGUCUUGCCCAGAUGCUUACGUUGGAUGAGGUCUAUAGUUGCUCCAGGAGGAAGAAUGGUGACACAAUCCUUCACAGCGCCAUUUCAGGAGACCAUUUUGAUUUGGCAUUGCACAUAAUUAAAUUGUUUGGAGAAGUACUGGUAAACGCAGUCAAUGAGGAAGGAAUCGCUCCUCUCCAUCUACUAGCCGAAAAGCCUUCAGCUUUCCCAAGCGGGAGCCGCCUUGGAUUUUUCAAGAGAAUCAUUUAUUAUUGUAUGUAUCACCAAAUAUUCAAAGCCACCAAUGAAACAGCUUGGAGGUUUCAAAUUUUUCGGGCUAAUUAUAAUGGCCUUUGCUACAAAUUUUUCAAGCUUGCAAACAGGAUGAUGCUGAUCUUUCUUGCUCUAGGACUUCCCACGAUAAGAAAGAUAUAUGAAGAGAAACAGCAGCACACAUUAUCGAUUCAGAUCAUGAACGAACUUCUAAAGGGUGUUAACAUGUACGAAUAUUAUCACGCUGGCACAAAGCCCUCGCAACCUUUGGAUACACUAGCCGGAGAAGAUGAGGACGAAUCAAAUCCAUAUUCAAGUGUCUUGAGCGGUAUUAAUGGUGAUUCUUUUGAAGCUGAGAAUAGAGAGGAUGUGGAAGGAAGCAGUGAAAUGGGAAGAAAUCUUGAAGGUAGCGACGGCCAGCAAAACAGUCGUACCGGAGUGGGGAAAAAAGCUUCGCUUGAGGAUGGGAAGGAAAUGAAUGCGGAAAUGGAAAAGGAGACUGCUAUAUUAAUUGCUGCUAGAAAUGGCAUUGCCGAAAUGGUGGAGAAAAUUCUAGAAUUGCUUCCGGUUGCCAUACAUGACGUGAACGCAGAGAACAAAAAUGUAGUGUUGGUGGCGGUGGAGAACACAACCCAUAUAUAUCGACUCUUGUUACGAAGAAAUAUCCUGAUCAGAGAUAGUGUGUUCCGGGUAGUGGAUAACGACGGGAAUAGUGCCUUUCAUCUCGCGGCCAAACUUGGAGCCUAUAAGCCUUGGCUAAUUCCCGGCGAAGCCUUGCAAAUGCAAUGGGAAAUGAAGUGGUAUGAGUUUGUUACCGACUCAAUUCCCUCCAACUUUGUGCCCCGCUACAACAAGAAGGGCAAGACCCCGGAGGAGGUGUUCAUCAAAACUCACAAGCGCCUCGUCAAGAAAGGUGCGGAGUGGCUAACUAGCACCUCCCAGUCCUACUCCGUCGUCGCAGCACUCAUAGCCACUGUGGCCUUCGCCACCUCCACCACAGUUCCCGGAGGUGUACAGGAGGGGACGGGCACUCCAACGUUGGAAAACAAACCUGCAUUCCACCUUUUUGCAAUCUCAUCGCUCGUUACGCUCUGCUUCUCGGUCACGGCCUUGGUCAUGUUCCUCUCCAUCCUAACAUCACGGCACCAAGAGAGAGAUUUUGGGAAGGACUUGCCGAGGAAGCUCUUGAUAGGUCUGACAUCGUUGUUCAUUUCGAUAGCUUCGGUGCUGAUUUCAUUCUGCUCGGGACAUUUCUUUGUGGUACAAAAUGAACUAAGAUAUGUGGCAUUUGCAGUGUAUGCAGCAACGUGCCUACCAGUAACUUUUUUCGCUGCAGUGCAGUUUCCGCUAUAUUUUGAUCUUAUACAUGCUACCGUUACGAAGGUGCCACGACGAAGCUACAAGCCAACUCUCUAAUGUCCCUUUUUAUCCAUUUUUCCCCCUUAUCUUCUC